This is a messenger RNA of Lathyrus sativus (Indian pea), 249 nucleotides long. NCBI's taxonomy places the organism in Eukaryota, Viridiplantae, Streptophyta, Magnoliopsida, Fabales, Fabaceae. The record is from the annotation of a GenBank genome assembly.
AUGGUGGCUGAGGGGCUGUCUGGUCGGGUUUCUAAUGCGAUUGCUCUAGGGGAUUUUAAAGGGUUCCAUAGUAAUGACAAUCUUAGUUUGGGGCUGCUGCAAUUCGCUGAUGAUACCGUCCUUGUUUGUGAUGGUUCUUGGAAAAAUCUUUGGAGUGUGAAGGCGGUUGCGGGGUUCUUGUCGUGUGGUAUCGGGUCUCCGUCUUUCUCCUUUCUUGGUAUUCCUAUUGGUAUUAAUCCUCGUCAUUGA